AUGACUACUACUUCUGAACGUGUCCAAGUUCCGGAUCAGCUCCCUUGGGAUCCGAAUUGCACGCGGUUCCCCACGCGCAAGGAACUGCCUAAGAUCCCCGGGGCUCCGAAGGAUGCGGCAUGGGUUUGGGGGAAGGAUGAUCAGCUCGGACGGUUGAAUCUGCUGACGCCGGCUCGGGUCAAAGCUGCUGCUGCGGAGAUCAAGCUGGGGGAGAUGAUUCGACUUGAUCUCCCAUUGCAUAUCCCCGAGACCCCGGCCUUCGACCGCGAGCCCUUCCAGCAUCAGAUCAAGGAGCUCGUCGAGGACGUGGUCUACGACGAUACCUACACCCUGAACACGCAAAGUGGCACCCAGUGGGAUGGGUUUCGCCAUUUCGCCCACCUGGACACCAAACUCUUCUACAACGGGGCCAAAUCCACCGACUUCAAACCUCCCUCCACGACCUCUACAUCCCCCUCCCCCUCCCCCCACAAAUGCAGCAUCCACCACCUCUCCACCCACGGCCUCGCCACCCGCGCCAUCCUCCUCAACUACCGGCACUACCACCGCACCACGCACCCCGAACACCCCUACGACCCCUACACCUCCCACCCCAUCCCCCUCUCCGCCUUACACGCCUGCGCCCGCGCCCAAGGCAUCAACCCACUCCCCGCCUCCCAAGGCGGCGACGUCCAACCGGGCGACCUCCUCCUCGUCCGCUCCGGCUUCGUCGAGCAGUACCACACCCUGCCGGCCCAGCAGCGCACCGCCGCCGCGCGCCGCUCCCACGCCGACCUCCGCUGGGCCGGGGUCGCGCAGGACGAGGACGUGCUGACCUGGUUGCAUGACUGCUACUUCGCCGCGGUGGCGGGGGACUCGCCGACGUUCGAGUGCUGGCCGCCCACCCGUGAUGGCGGGCAAGGCUUCAUGCAUCAGGAGUUGCUCGCGUGCUGGGGGAUGAUGAUCGGGGAGAUGUGGGAUUUGGAACGCUUGGCGAGCCGGUGUCGGGAGUUGGGCCGGUGGACCGUCUUUGUGACGAGUGCGCCGGCUAUGGUUUUUGGAGGUGUUGGAUCGCAUGCUAAUGCUACGGCGAUCUUGUAA
Messenger RNA from Aspergillus aculeatinus CBS 121060, 1080 nucleotides. RefSeq lists its product as uncharacterized. Gene Ontology annotation, molecular function: arylformamidase activity. Lineage: Eukaryota; Fungi; Ascomycota; Eurotiomycetes; Eurotiales; Aspergillaceae. The record is from RefSeq and is a predicted model, not a curated record. The coding region runs from base 1 to 1080 and encodes 359 amino acids. The transcript has 6 exons.